Messenger RNA from Entrophospora candida, 1091 nucleotides. Lineage: Eukaryota; Fungi; Glomeromycota; Glomeromycetes; Entrophosporales; Entrophosporaceae. The record is from the annotation of a GenBank genome assembly.
UCGCAGUGAUUGCACUUAACGAUAUGAUUAACAAUGCGAUCAAGCGAUUUUAUUUGACAUAUGCAUCAUAUUUGGGUGACAAAUCGAGUGAGCAACUAACACAAGAUUUUAUCAAACCUGACAAUGCUAUUUCUAGUCUUGAGAACUGUGUUCGGAUCGUUCAGGAAACAUUUGGGUCCACCAACAAUGUGAAGGGAAUCUAUCUUCUGGUUGAUGAAUACGAUGCUUUCAGCAAUGAAUACUUGGAUCUGAAUGAUUUUAGUGCCUGGAAUGAAUUCCAAUCAUUGUUAAAAGGUUUCUGGGCACGGGUGAAAGCAUGCAUGACAACAAAUGAGAUCAGUAGGUGUUUCAUCACUGGUGUUUCUCCGCUUUCAAUGGCCGAUUUUACCAGUGGUUUCAAUAUCAUCACCAAUGUCACAUACAAGAAAAGUCUCUCUGGAUUGUGUGGCUUUACUAAUGAAGAUGUGCUCGAGGCCCUGUGGUUACCAAUGAUGUGUGGAUCAGAGGAAACCGAGGUUCAAAGACAUUUCGAAAUCAUGAAAAAGCGGUUUGGCAACUACCGUUUCUCUCAAUAUGGCGAUGUUCCAUCUGUUUUCAAUACCAAUGCAUGUCUCGAGUAUCUUCAAUGUAUACAUGAAAGAGAAAUUCCACCAGAUCAUCCUUCCAAUUCAGAAGUAUCUGAACGACUGCUUUGUGUGUUUGCCUCCUCUUGUGUUGCCACAAGUAUUUUUGAGCAGAUCUCUGCUGAUUCUUGGUGUGCUCAGAUUCCAUAUGAACAAUUUCGAGACAUGUUUAGUCUUUCGAACCUGAAUAAAGAUAUCACCGGAAGUAGAUCAGCGUGGUUGAGCUUUGUGCUUCAUGUCGGAGGUCUCACUUUUGCUAAAAAAACACCUGAAAAGCUGCUGCAGAUCCCUAAUCUCAUGGUUGCUCAACAUUUUGUUGAAGCUGUUCUCAACCAUUACAAGCUCAAUGUUGAUGAUAUUGUGAAAGCUCUGCAGCAGGUUGUAUCAACUGGUGAUAUCUCGGUUCUCUUGGGUUACUACAGACGUUUGGUGAGUGAGCGUGAUGUUGGUGAUGACGACCUUCACUAG